GACUGUAAUCUACCUCUCCUGGUCCUCCAGAUCACGAUGGAGGGGAAGGCUCUCUACCUGGUGGCUGCUCUCGUCGUCUGUUUCCCAACUUCUUCUCACAGCCAACUCUACUCCCUCAUCACCCCAAGUGUCCUGCGGGUAGAGACUGAAGAGAAGAUUGUGGUGGAGGCUCACGGACUCAGUAGUGCAACAGAAGUCACUGUCUCUGUCUAUGACUUCCCACAGAAGAAGAAUAUCUUGUACAUGGUCAAAGCUCCCAUGAACCCAGCAAAUGGUAUGAUAGUGACCCCUGCCAUAAAGGUUCCUGCCAAAGAUAUGAAGAAGGAUUCAAAACAAAACCAGUAUGUAAUUGUCCAGGCCAGCUGUCCUCAGUUCACACUGGAGAAGGUGGUUCUGGUGUCCUUCCAUAGUGGAUAUAUCUUCAUCCAGACAGAUAAAACCAUCUACACACCUGGAUCUGCAGUGCGCUACCGUGUCUUCUCUGUGGGUCACAACAUGGAAAUUUUGGAUAAGCCUGUGAUUGUUGAGUUUGAGACACCAGAUGGCAUUGUUGUCAGCCAGAAUUCCAUCACCCCCACUUCAACAAACAUCCGCCCUUUCAACUUACCUGAGAUUGUCAGUUUUGGGACCUGGAAGGCUGUGGCCAAAUAUCAAGACUCUCCACAGCAGACCUUCACCACUCCAUUUGAUGUCAAGGAAUACGUAUUGCCAAGCUUUGAAGUCAUAGUGGAACCAUCAGAGAAGUUUUUUUACAUUGAUAGCAACAAGGAGUUCAGAGUAUCAAUCACUGCAAGGUUCCUGUAUGGAAAGAAAGUAGAUGGAAUGGCCUUUGUCCUCUUUGGAGUGAAAAUAGAUGAUGUCAAACAGAGUAUUCCAGAUUCACUGAAGAGAAUUCAGAUUGUUGAAGGAGAAGGGGAAGCAAUACUAACAAAAGCAAUGCUACAGAGUCGAUUUCGCAACCUCAACGAGCUUGUUGGGCACUCUCUUUAUGUCUCUGUGACAGUGAUGACAGAUUCAGGCAGUGACAUGGUAGUGACUGAGCGAACUGGCAUUAGCCUAGUGACAUCUCCCUAUCAGAUCUACUUCACGAAAACCCCUAUGUACUUCAAGCCAGGGAUGCCCUAUGAGCUGAUGGUGUUUGUCACCAACCCUGAUGGCUCCCCAGCUGCCAAUGUACCUGUGGUGGCAGAGCCCAUUCCCGCUGAUGCAACUACCCAGAAUGAUGGGACUGCCAAACUGAUCUUGAACACCCCAGCAGACAGGCAAGAGCUCAGAAUUACGAUAAAAACCAACCAUGGGCAACUCUCAAAAGAACGUCAGGCAACUAAGAACAUGGUGGCAACAGCCUACCAAACCCAGGGAGGUUCUGGAAAUUAUCUCCAUGUGGCAGUCACAGCUACAGAACUCAAGGCUGGAGACAACUUACCUAUCAAUUUCAAUGUGAAGAGCAACAACCCACAAGUGCUGAAUCAGAUCCAAUAUUUCACCUAUAUAAUCUUAACUAAGGGGAAGGUGUUCAAGGUUGGAAGGCAGCCCAGAGCAGCAGGACAGAAUCUGGUGACCAUUUCCUUGCCCAUCAUCCCAGAUCUUAUCCCUUCAUUCCGGAUUGUGGCUUACUACCAACUGGGGAACAGUGAGAUUGUGGCUGACUCUGUCUGGGUGGACGUAAAGGAUACUUGCAUGGGAACGCUGGUUGUGAAAGGAGCCACUGAGGCAGACAAUCGAGUUCAUGAGCCAGGAACUCAAAUGAAAAUAAAACUGGAAGGAGAUGCAAAUGCUCGGGUUGGACUUGUGGCUGUGGACAAAGGAGUCUACGUGCUUAACAAGAAGCACAAACUUACCCAAACUAAGAUAUGGGACUCAGUGGAAAAGAGUGACAUUGGAUGCACAGCCGGCAGUGGUAGGAACAAUCUGGGUGUGUUUGAAGAUGCUGGACUCGCCUUGGUGACCAGCACUAAGCUUUCUACGCAAGAGAGAUCAGACCCAAAGUGCCCUCAGCCUGCAACACGCAGACGCCGAUCCAUACAGCUCAUUGAAUCUAAGGCAAGCAAAGCGGCCCAAUAUCAGGAUCGGAAUCUAAGAAAGUGCUGUGAAGAUGGCAUGCAUGAGAACCCCAUGGGCUACAGCUGUGAAAAGCGGGCACAAUACAUUGUGGGUCAGAAUGAGUGCCAGAAUGCCUUCCUUGAAUGUUGCCGCUUCAUCAGAGACAUACGGAUUGAGAGUGCAAGGGAUGAGCAACUGAUACUGGCAAGAAGUGACUUUGAGGAUGAGUUCUUAUCAGAUGAAGAGAUCGUCUCCAGGACUGAGUUUCCAGAGAGCUGGUUAUGGCAAACAGAACAGCUGACUGCAGCUCCGAACGAUCAAGGGAUCUCGUCCAAGACGGUGUCUGUUUUCCUGAAGGAUUCCAUCACUACCUGGGAGGUGCUGGCUGUGAGCAUUUCAAACACAAAAGGGAUCUGUGUAGCUGACCCUUAUGAGAUAACAGUCAGGAAGGACUUCUUCAUCGAUCUACGGCUACCUUACUCAGUAGUGAGGAAUGAACAGGUAGAGAUUCGAGCUAUCCUCUACAACUACAGGGAGCGAGAUAUCAGGGUGCGCGUGGAGCUGAUACACAACCCAGCCUUCUGCAGUGCCUCCACCGCCAAGGAAAGAUACCGACAGGUGCUCGUUGUUAAAGGCCUAUCCUCCAGGGCGGUGCCACUUGUGAUUGUUCCACUAGAGCUGGGAUUACAUGACAUUGAGGUCAAAGCAGCUGUCUGGGGACAGUUUGUGUCUGAUGGUGUGAAGAAGAAGCUGAAGGUUGUGCCUGAAGGGUUGCAGAGAAAGCUUGUGACUGUCAUUGAGCUGGAUCCAACUAAGCAAGGGACUGAUGGAGUCCAGGAACAGAUAGUUCCAGCCAAAAAUAUAACUGAUAUUGUUCCCGGCACAGAACCCGAGACCAAAAUUACCGUCCAAGGAGACCCUGUGGCUCAAAUUAUUGAAAACGUGAUUGAUGGGACCAAUCUGAAACAUCUCAUUGUAACACCUUCUGGCUGUGGAGAGCAGAAUAUGAUUACCAUGACACCAUCAGUUAUUGCAACCCACUACCUGGACAUCACAGGGCAAUGGGAGAAGAUUGGGGUGGAUCGCAGGACUGCUGCAAUCCAGCAGAUCAUGCAAGGUUACACCCAGCAGAUGGUGUACAAGAAAGCAGACAACUCCUAUGCUGCAUUUAAAGAGCGUACAGCUAGCACAUGGCUAACAGCAUAUGUCGUAAAAGUCUUUGCCAUGGCUUCCAAAAUAGUAAACACUAUUAACAGCCAAAUCCUCUGUGGAGGUGUGAAGUGGCUCAUUCUGGAGAAGCAAAAACCAGAUGGAAUUUUCCAUGAAGAUGCCCCUGUGAUUCAUGGAGAGAUGGUGGGAGGUUAUAAGGGUGCUGAACCAGAGGCAUCAUUAACAGCUUUCGUCCUGGUUGCAUUGCUGGAGUCCAGAGACAUCUGCAAUGAUCAAGUCAAUAUUCUGGAGGGCAGCAUCACCAAAGCUUCUGAGUAUUUACUGAGAAAAUAUGAGACACUGCAAAGACCUUAUAGCACGGCCCUCACAGCCUAUGCUUUGGCCAUGGCAGGGAAGCUGAAUGAUGACAGCGUACUCAUGAGAGCAUCAACAGGCGGGAAUCGUUGGGAAGAAUAUAACGCUCGCACCUACAACAUUGAAGGCACAUCCUACGCCCUGCUGGCCUUGCUGAAAAUGGAGAAAUUUGAUGGUGUUGGUCCCAUAGUUAAAUGGCUGACAGAGCAGAAGUAUUAUGGAGGGACAUAUGGACAGACUCAGGCAACCAUCAUGGUAUUCCAAGCUCUUGCCCAGUAUGAGAUCGACAUCCCUACCCAUAAAGCCCUGAACUUGGACAUUUCUAUUAAACUGCCUGAACGUCGUGAAGCAGUUACUGUCAGGAUUGACUAUGAGUCUGCCCUCUUGGCACGGUCAACAGAGACCAAGCUCAAUAAAGAUUUCAUUGUGAAAGCAUCAGGCCAAGGAAAAGCAUCUAUGACCGUCGUGACAGUGUAUAAUGCAAAGCUACGGGAGGAGACAGCUCAGUGCCAAAAUUUUUCUCUGCAAGUUUCUGUCGAAGAUGUCCAGAUGAAUAACAAGCAGGCAAAGGGAGCCAAGGGAGCAGUUAAGAUCAAACUCUGCACCAGGUAUCUUGGUAAAGUUGAUGCCACAAUGACAAUCAUUGAUGUCUCCAUGCUUACUGGUUUUGCUCCUGACACUGAAGAUCUUAAGAGGCUUUCUGAUGGAGUUGACAGAUACAUCUCCAAGUUUGAAGUUGACAGUCCUAUGUCUGAAAGAGGGAAUGUCAUUAUCUAUUUGGACAAGGUCUCUCACACAGAUGAUGAAUGCUUGCAGUUUAAAGCUUACAAGUUUUUUGAAGCUGGUCUCAUUCAGCCAGGAUCAGUCAAGGUGUACAGCUAUUAUAAUCUAGAUGAGCAGUGCACCAAAUUCUACCAUCCAUCCAAAGAGAGUGGCCUCCUCGAUAAGAUAUGCCAUGGUGAUGUUUGCCGGUGUGCAGAAGAAACCUGCUCCUUUUUCAACAAGGCAGAGAAACCUGUUGAUCUGCAGCUACGAAUUGCAGAAGCCUGCAAGCCAAGUGUGGAUUAUGUGUACAAAACCAGGCUGAUUCUAACAGAAGUAGAACUUGAAUAUAACAACUACCUCAUGGAAGUUCUAGAACUUAUUAAAUCAGGGAGUGAUGCAAAUCCACAAGCCAAGCCCCGCAAGUUUAUUAGUCACAAAAGAUGCAAAGACUCUCUGCAGCUGGAGGUGAACAAGGACUAUCUGAUCUGGGGACUGAGCAAUGACAUGUGGCCCACCAAAACUGAAGUCAACUACAUCAUUAGCAAGGAUACCUGGAUCGAGAAAUGGCCAAACGAUGAUGAAUGCCAGGAUGAAGAAUUCCAGAACUUGUGCAAUGAUUUCAUUGAGUUUUCAAACUCGCUGAUGAUUUUGGGCUGCCAGCAAUAACUACAAAGACAUCACCUGCAGAAAGUGACCUCCCCCAUAGGAUCGGUUUGAGCAAGUGUUCAAAAGACACCUGCCCUCUUCAAGUUCAGCUCUCCUAUUUCCCCUCUGAAAUGUUUAUAUAAAUUCUUUAAAAUAAAGAACUGAUUUCUUA
This is a messenger RNA of Rhineura floridana, 5149 nucleotides long. It is a transcript of the gene C3, whose product is annotated as complement C3. Bases 37 to 4998 code for a protein of 1653 amino acids. Gene Ontology annotation, molecular function: protein binding; endopeptidase inhibitor activity. Lineage: Eukaryota; Metazoa; Chordata; Lepidosauria; Squamata; Rhineuridae. The record is from RefSeq and is a predicted model, not a curated record. The transcript has 40 exons. Gene Ontology annotation, cellular component: extracellular region.